AUGAAAAAAGACCGCAGCAUCGAGACCAACACCAUCGCUUUCGAUUCGGCGAUCACUGCCUGUGGCGGCCGCAGCGGUAGCUGGGCACAAGCGGUUCACGUCUACGACAUCCUGAGGGUGCAGGGUCUGGCACCGAUCAGCAUGACCUACAACUCUGCCAUCAGCGCCUUCGAGUAUCGCCAGCAUUGGCAGAGAGGGCUCGAGUUUUUGCAGGAGCUCUUUGUACACCGCCCUGGCAAGCGCAUUGCCGCGAACGUGGUCAGCUUCAAUGCCGCUCUCGCUUGCUGCCGCAAGGCUAACAACAAUCGGCAAACUCUCAAGUGCUUGCACACCCCUUUCAUCCCGCGUGACGCGUCCACCGCAUCGUGUCGACGGGCCGUGGACGGGGACGGGUGGGGAGCUCUGGGUGUCGAGCGUUCGCGGGAGGACGUGGCUGUGGACGGGGUCUCUGGGCACCGAGCGUUCGCGGGAGGAUGUGGUCAUGGACGGAGACAGGUGGGCAGCUGGGUGCGGAGCGUUCGCGAGAGGCCGCGGACGGGGAUGGGUGGAGAGCUCUGUGGGGAGUGGCGUUCGCGCGUGGACAGGGACGGGGGAACUCGAAUGGGAGCAAUAUGCACCUCCUUACAAUGGUAUCUGAACACCGAGCCAGAGGUGUCACAGUGGCAGUGGGGCCUGCACCUUUGGAAGGGCGUGCGAAGGCAUCUGGAAAUCGACGCUCCGCACCUCAGGGAGGACAAAUCGGCAGAUGACGUGACUUAUGGAUGCGCAGUCAGCGCCUGCGAUCAUGGCUGGCAGUGGCAGUGGGGCCUGAAGCUGCUUUGUGAGGCCGUCUCUGCUGGACUCCGCCUGGGCAUACCCACCAUGAACUCGGCAAUCAGCGCCUACAAGGGUGAGCUUCACAACCGCCUUGGGAGCAUUCAGUGGCCCCGGCAUGACCCGGUCGAAGAGCAGCCUGGUGUUGGAGUUCAAUGGGAGAUGCAUUGGGUUGCGGCAGUUCAAAAGCUCAUGUGCCCUGAGCUGUUGAUGGAGAUGAUCGAGCAGAAGAUCCAGCCCAAUGCUCUUGGGUUGGAUAUCGCAACUCAAGCGGCUGAGGCAUCAGCCUUCCACUCCCUGGCACCCGGUUUGGUGGCCCAGACACGCCUUGCUGGUGCUGCAGCAUGCGAAGCUACUGAAGACACGUUCGAGGAGGAGGACCGGCAUGGAGAACACUCGGGCUUUGCGAUUGUUGCUGCAGAUUCCUUGGAGUGGCAUGGGCUGUUGGAUGAGCGCUUCAAGGCGUCGCUGCAGCGGAGGCUCUGCAGAGCAUCAGCCAGGAGGGCCCCCCCAAGCCCAACAUGUGCGUUGCUUGGCGGCGUGGGGCCAAUGCAGAGUGACUCGAUGCAGCUGCAGCAGGAGCUCCUCGCUUCCGAACGAGCACUCAGCAGCUGCCGGUCGGAGAUCCACUAUGAGCGGCAGUCGGCGCAGAAGCAUGCGAUGGCCCUGCAGAGAGGUGAGUUUGAAGUGCAGCGAGCUCGAGAGCACAGCGAGUGGCUGGAGGUCGAAGGUUCCAGCGUAUCGGCGACGGUAGUCGAGGACUUGGAAGCAGCCUGCUCACUCUGUUCAGAGGCGAGGUGUUCUGCAGAGGAUGCCCGGUACAUGCAACAAGAGUCCGUCACCUUGGCGCAAGUUGUGUUGGAGUCUCAUGCCAUUCUGGCUGACUAUGGCGCUUCGCUGGAGACUGCCCGCAAAACGAGGGAACUUGCCGAAGAGUCUGAAGCUCUGCGUAACUCACUGCACUUUGAGAAUGCCUUGGCGACGGAAUUUCGGCAGCAGCUGCGGGAGGAAGCCAAGUCUGUCAAGGCCGUCUUGGUGGAGUACGCGCGCCUCCGCGGGCGCCGCGAGGACGCCCUCCGCGGCUCCGCCCUGGCUUUGCGCGGCCAGGCCCAGGCCUCAGAGGCCUCUCUCUCCAUAAGCCCGGGUCUGCUCGAUGGUGCCUGCCUUGGCGCGGCUGUAGACCUAGAAACUUUGCGAAAUUCGCUUCACUUGCUGGACGGGCAGCCCUCGACCAGAGACGCGAUGCAGGCAUCAUUCUAUGGGAGCCAUGGGAGCAGCCUUCAUUCAGACCCUGAUGCUAGCCCGCAGAGCCCGUCGAUGACCACUGCUGACUUGACGCUAGCCUGCGCGGAUGUAUCGCCCCUGGCUCGUGUGUCGCAGAUCUCGCAGGAGUCAGCGCUGCUUGACCAGUCUCAAGCUACGCUCUCCAAUGGCCAUUUGUCCGACGAAGUUGAUGUGGAUGUUCCACUCUCUGGUGAGAUCUUCUCUCAGAGGGGCAGUGGCGCCGGCUCCUUUCUGAUGGAUGCAGAGAGCCUGACUGGGGAGGCUUGCAACCUUAGCCCUCAUGCUGGGACGGAAUUGGUCGAAGAUGGAGGUUUGAUCCGCCGGAGCGUCGGCGAGAAGGAUGCCAUGGUGCCCGACGACGUGGAAUCCCCUGACCCACCGGAUGAUGGUCACCUCAGUAUCUCCACAACCUUCGAGGCUCCGGACGCAGAUGCUACCAAGGAGGCCUCUCCCAGGAGCGAUGCACCGGAGGGAGAGCUGCCUGCCACCCGGCGGCCCAGCGAGCAGGCUGUGCCCGGAAGCAGAGAUGCGGAAGUGCAAACCGAGCCGGAAGCCCAACCUGAGAAGGCUGCGAAGGCCCCAUCUACUCCGACGGUGCCCGCAAGAAGCCUACGCAGCGGGCAAAGUUUCUCUGACAUCGGAGACGUCUCGCUGGGCCGCAGAGCGACUUCGCCGGCCAGGAGCUGCAGGACAGCGGCUGGUAGGCACGAAAAAGCAACUUCGCCGGUGCGAAGCCCCAUGACGGCCAGCCAAGACUCAACUGCCACAAGCCCAGCGAAGGAGAGAUCUCCUCGUGGUGGCGAUUUCGCACCUGGCACGGACAGACAGGGGAAUGCACAACGACGCAGAGCAGUGUCUCCCAAAUUUGAGCAUCGUGCACAGGUGGAAGCAAAGGCCACGCCUCGAAAGGAACGCAAGCCCUUCAGACCUUCAAGCCCCACGCCGCGGCUCAUUACCAAGCAUCCGCCCUCCACUUUGCACAAAUCUCCGCUCGCUGCGGUCCUUGGCCCUCCUCCCGAGUCUCGGCCAAGCGAGGGGCAGGGCCAAGGACCUUUUUUGCCGUCUGCAGGCUCCGCUUCAUGCCGGAGCCCUUCACAGGUUGGGAGUCCUGGUUGA
Symbiodinium necroappetens is the source of this 3213-nucleotide messenger RNA. Lineage: Eukaryota; Dinophyceae; Suessiales; Symbiodiniaceae. The record is from the annotation of a GenBank genome assembly.